This is a messenger RNA of Homalodisca vitripennis (glassy-winged sharpshooter), 2939 nucleotides long. Its product is annotated as cyclin-dependent-like kinase 5. The transcript is spliced from 7 exons. Gene Ontology annotation, cellular component: cytoplasm; nucleus. NCBI's taxonomy places the organism in Eukaryota, Metazoa, Arthropoda, Insecta, Hemiptera, Cicadellidae. The coding region runs from base 264 to 1151 and encodes 295 amino acids. Gene Ontology annotation, molecular function: ATP binding; cyclin-dependent protein serine/threonine kinase activity. The record is from RefSeq and is a predicted model, not a curated record. Gene Ontology annotation, biological process: axonogenesis; protein phosphorylation; synaptic vesicle transport.
AUGUACUCUGUUGUAGACGACAGAAGUGCAGUAAUCUGAAACUGAGAAAUUGUUCAUUUCGAGUAAUCGAGUGGACUUUAGUCUGAGUCAACAUUAUCAAAGUUCUCAGUUCAGUGUUUUAUCCAGCUUUUACGUUUUAUCAGUACGUUACAUUAAAACAUUUAUUAAAAAUUUGUUAGAGCCUAAUUAAAAUUGUUGCCGUGUUUAUAAUUUUGCUGUUUGAACAAUUCUUAAAGAUUGCCUUUCUACGGCUAACAUUAACUAUGCAAAAGUAUGAGAAGUUGGAAAAAAUUGGAGAAGGAACGUAUGGAACAGUUUUCAAGGCCAAGAAUAGAGAAACACUUGAAAUAGUAGCUCUUAAAAGGGUCAGACUCGAUGAUGAUGACGAGGGUGUUCCGUCCUCAGCUCUCCGGGAGAUUUGCCUGUUGAAGGAGCUGAAACACAAGAACAUUGUGCGUCUGUAUGACGUGCUUCACAGUGACAAGAAACUGACUUUGGUGUUCGAACACUGCGACCAGGACCUCAAGAAGUAUUUUGACAGUCUCAACGGCGAGAUCGAUCUGGACGUUGUAAAAUCAUUCAUGUUUCAGUUACUGCGAGGUUUAGCGUUCUGUCACAGCCAUAAUGUUCUACACAGAGAUCUUAAACCACAGAACCUUCUUAUCAACAAGAAUGGAGAAUUGAAGCUGGCAGAUUUCGGGUUGGCCCGAGCGUUUGGUAUCCCAGUGAAGUGCUACUCAGCAGAAGUGGUAACUCUCUGGUACCGACCACCCGAUGUUCUCUUUGGUGCCAAAUUGUACACUACUUCCAUUGACAUGUGGUCAGCUGGCUGCAUCUUUGCCGAGUUGGCUAAUGCUGGACGACCACUGUUUCCCGGAUCCGAUGUGGAUGAUCAGCUGAAGCGGAUCUUCAAGCUGUUGGGUACACCCAGCGAGGAGACAUGGCCCGGCCUCACACAACUGCCUGACUACAAGCCAUUCCCCCUGUAUCAGCCCACCAUGAGUCUUUUGCAGGUGGUUCCCAAGCUAAACAGCAAGGGCAGGGACCUCCUACAGCGACUGCUAGUGUGCAAUCCAGGGCAGCGGAUGGCAGCAGACGACGCUAUGGCACAUGUCUACUUCGCUGACCUCCCCCCCUCCAUCCGCCAGUGAGCUCCACCCACUCCUCCCUUCUCAGACUGACAGAUUUAAGCGAUUUGACCGUUGCUCAUUCAACACCAAAUAUGUUGUCCUUUUAAAAAAUCUCUGAACUGAUUGGAAAUGUUCAAUUUUAUACCCUCAAAAAAAUCCGAAAUGGUUUUACUGGUAGAUGCCAUAAAGUAACGUGUACUUAUGUAAACACUCAUUCAUUACGGUUCUGUACUGAAACAAAGCUGUUGGUGUUUAGGAAAAUAUAAUUUAAUUAAUUAAUUAUUCACCUAGUUAUCUAAAAGUGGACAUUAACGAUUCUGUUAAAUUUUAAAAAGUGACAAUGGAUUAUGAUCAUUAGCAGUUCAAACUCUAUUUUCAUUUUCGGAUCUCAUGUUGUAUUAAGUAUGAACAUUAGCCACCCAGUUUGACAAACAGAGUCGUUGCAUGAUUUUAAGCAUCUGUGAUCUUUUAAUGCAGACAUUAUAAGUUUAAAAGUUUGGAAAGAAACCAGCAAGAUUUGACUACAUUGGUUACUCGUAAUGUUACAGUUCGUGGAAUAUUGUGGAUCGUUGGAGAAAGAUAGAGAAUAGCAGUGAAGACAUGUUAGAAAUGUUGGUGUUUCGAUUGAAUCUUGCUAGUUUUCUUCCAGUAAUCCUGUACUGAAAUGUUAGUAUAAUUUUAAUUUUAAGAUUGUAUUACAGUAAAUACCAAAGCAAGUUAAGACUUUUAGUAAAUAUAUUGAACUUAUAUAAGUUAAAAAAAGGUAUAAGUAAAUAAAACAAGGAUUACAAUCACUUUCACAGUAUUUAUAAUUGCAUGGUUGUAUCAUUUUACUAUAACAAUCAUUAAAAACAAUUAUUUUAUGUGUAGUAAUAUCUGUUGAGUAUUAUUUAUUUUUCUAAUAUUAUCAAUGUAUGUAAUUUUUAAAAAGGCUUUUCAGUGUCAUCAUCAGUCGUACCAGUGGCAGAUAUAAUUUGUAGUAUGUAUGUGUGAAGAGUCAGGCAUAAUUUUCACAUUUAUUAAUGAAACUACAGUUGAACCUCGAUAUACCUUACCUCAAAGGGAAAUAAAAAACUUCCGUUAUAUGGGGAAUUCUGAUAUAAUGAGUUUCAAUAUAUCAAGGCGAUUUAGAACUGUCUUCGAUAUAUAGAGGUUUACAGUUCUUGUUCUAUUAUUCAUUACACCAAGGUUAAAUCAGCAGGCUUUGAUAUAAAUAACAAAUAAUAAUGUAGGCUUGAUUAUGAAUACUUUAUUGGGAAAUAUGUUUAGAAAUUAUAAUGUGUUGUACAUAAAUUUUAACGGAACAUACAGUAUUACAGUAUAAUAAUACUGGGAACAUGAAAUAUUAAUUGAAAAAGUAAUAUAAAUACAAAAUGUUUACCAUCGCUCAGACUGAGUUUCAAGUCUUAACAUGGAAAAUACGGUACUGUAAUUCAGCUCGUUGUCCUGAUAAACUGAAACUUUGAUAUAUUGUGGGGUAUUUAAAUUAAACCUGAGAUAUAGUGUAUAUAGAAGUAAAAUUAAUAUUGAAGUAAAUGGUAUAUUCAAGGGGAAUGACGAAACUUUGAUUUAUCAAUGAAUCCAAUAUAUUGAGGUUCGAUAUUUCCAGGUUCCGCUGUAUUUAAAUAUUAUUAAUGAUUUUAAGUAGAUACACUCAGUCAUGAUUUGGUAAUAUAUGGGUAGAAUAUGCUUAUAUGUGUAAACAGGUUUUAAUAAUAUGUUACCUCUCUAAACACACUCCUAAAAAUGAUAUCACUUUCAUUUUAUUUUCCAGUUAUUGUUUAUUUUUCUUAAAAGUUUAGCCAAAAU